Molecule: messenger RNA, 3676 nt
Organism: Python bivittatus (Burmese python)
Lineage: Eukaryota; Metazoa; Chordata; Lepidosauria; Squamata; Pythonidae
Gene: B4GALT6
Product: beta-1,4-galactosyltransferase 6
Biological process (GO): carbohydrate metabolic process; glycosphingolipid biosynthetic process
Cellular component (GO): Golgi apparatus
Molecular function (GO): UDP-galactose:glucosylceramide beta-1,4-galactosyltransferase activity
Source: RefSeq, a predicted model, not a curated record
CGGUCUGGAAGCCGCUUCCCCGGCGCUAGUUCGGAAUCCAUUCCGCGGGGAGCGCUUUGCCCGGGCAGCGUAGCGGGCCUCGGGGAGCGGUCCCUCCUGCCCUGGAAGGAGGAGGAUGCCUCUCUUCAGGACGGCGCUGAGAGUCUCCAACCGCUCCAUUCUCGUCUUCAUCUUCUUCUUCUCCUUUUCUUCCUCUUGCCUUUAUUUCAUCUAUGUGGCUCCUGGCAUAGCAAAUACAUAUUUAUUUAUGGUACAAGCACGAGGUAUAAUGCUGAAAGAAAAUGUGAAAACAAUAGGACAUAUGAUCAGACUGUACACCAACAAGAACGCUACACUAAAUGGCACAGAUUAUCCUGAAGGCAACAGUACAAGUGAGAGUAUUGCUCAGACAGUGAUGUAUCUUCCAGAAAACUUCACUUAUUCUCCUUCUCAACCUUGUCCAGAAAAACUGCCCUCCAUGAGAGGCAUUAUUGAAGCCAAUAUGAGUGAAAUUAGUUUGGAUGAAAUCCAACAGAUGUUUUCUAAAGAUUUAGACAUUGAACCAGGUGGUCACUGGAAGCCAAAAGACUGUAAACCACGUUGGAAGGUUGCAAUACUCAUCCCUUUUCGCAAUCGUCAUGAACACCUUCCUAUAUUUUUUCGACACUUAAUACCAGUGCUACAGAAGCAGAGGCUAGAAUUUGCUUUUUAUGUCGUUGAACAGAUAGGAACACAGCCUUUUAACCGAGCAAUGCUGUUUAAUGUUGGCUUCAAAGAAGCUAUGAAGGAUGGUGAUUGGGACUGUGUAAUCUUUCAUGAUGUGGAUCAUUUACCAGAAAAUGAUAGGAAUUAUUAUGGAUGUGGUGAAAUGCCACGUCACUUUGCUGCAAAAUUGGAUAAGUAUAUGUACAUUCUUCCAUACAAUGAAUUUUUCGGUGGUGUAAGUGGAUUAACAGUAGAACAGUUCAAAAAAAUCAAUGGAUUUCCAAAUGCUUUCUGGGGAUGGGGAGGAGAAGAUGAUGACCUUUGGAACAGGGUACACUCUGUAGGAUUUAAUGUGACAAGACCAGAAGGAGAACUUGGAAAGUAUAAGUCAAUUCCUCAUCACCACAGAGGAGAAGUUCAAUUUUUAGGACGAUACAAACUAUUAAGAUAUUCACGAGAGCGUCAAUUUAUUGAUGGUUUAAAUAAUCUAGUAUAUAUGCCAUCUAUUCUUGCCAGUAAACUGUAUACUAAUAUCACUGUAAACCUGGUACCAGAACUAGCUCCUGUUCAAGAUUAUUGAUGGAACAGCAGAAUAAACUACUGGAUCAAAACUUUGUAACACUGGAAAAAUACUAAAUCAGGUAUUUCUAAAAAGUCAAAUGACUGCACAAUCAUGUGUCAAUUAGUGAAUGUUUCACAUUAUGAAACUAAUAAGUAUUCAAGCCUUGUUAGCUUUUCUGUAGAUAACAAAUGUAGCAUGCUUAGAAAUCAGGAAAAUCUCUUUCUCUAAGAAAGCAUGCAUUCAAUGAAUUAUAAUAAUUAUUUUUUUAAUGUUUCCAUAUCAUAUAAAUAUCUGUUAAAAAUAUCAGGCUUUUGACUAUGGUAGCAUUCUGCAUGUUUUGGAAGUAUUUGUGUUCAGUAUUUCCAGAAUUUAGGCAUGAAAUGUAUGCAAUUGAAUCUAGACAAAGAUUUUGAAUGAUUUAUAGGCUGAUUUAUAAAUAUUGGUUGUUACUAUAAACUUUUAUGCUAAUUUUGAGCUACAGCCCUUCUAUAUACCAUGUAUACCUGUGAUUUUGCCACCAAACCUAUGAGAAAUAAUCUUUCAAUCUUUAUUCUACUUAUUACCAGGGCAGUUCCCUGAACAUGCUUGAAAGAAUAUCAUUCAGGCAUAUUGCAUGCAUGGGAAUCUAUUCAUGAUGUUGCAUUUCAUUAUCGUUCUUGAUGUGCCAGUAGUGCUAACGUCAGAUUUAUAUCUAACUAGUCUAUUUUCAUACUGCUCUUUUGUGGAUUUUUGUAAUAAACAACAUCAUCAUUCCAUCCAAAAUCAAAGGAGUAAUGAAUUAGAAGACGAAUGAAUGUUAAUGGGAGGAAGUGAUGGUGGAAAGAUUUUAUAUGAGUAACAAGUGGAAUGUUCAGAGUAAUUAUCAUUGGUCAAUUUUUUUCUCAUUGAAAGUCAUUGGAACUGGAGUCAACCUGAGGAGAAAUAUCUUGAAAUUCAUCCUAAACCAAUUGCCAUCAGUAUUAAAACUUUUCCCUUCCUUUGUAAACAGUGCAUUUUCUGCAACAAGCUAAGACUCUUCUGUUUAUGACUUCUACAUGGGGUGAACAUGCCCACCAUUUUACAAAGUUGUUUUGAUCUUGGUUUUUUUUGUGCCCAGUACACAUAACUGAGGUAUGUCUCAUUCUAGUUUUUAUUGGACUGGAUGAUGAUUGACAUAUAGCAUCCUUUUUUAUGAAUACUAUUCUUUGAAUACUUGAGCAAUUAUCUUCACAGAGUGAAUCACUCUGUUCUAAUAUAGGCAUUUCAAUGUUGAAUGUACUUAUGAAUCAAGAUUAAAAAAUUUGAGAACCAAAGAAUUACUUCUUUUUCCUUUCAGAAUGGAAAAUACAUUGCUCAACAUCUACAACAAGAGUAAAAUGGAUACAGAUCUCAUUUACAUUAUGGAUUAGUUCUUCUGCAGAUGUCUUGCAUUGUUUGGGAUAACAAAAUUACUUAUCUUUGUUUUCUGCUUACAGCCUCAGCAUAACAACUGAUUAUAGGCUGCUCUUUAAAUAUAAAAAGUGAUGUCUAUCAUUCCAAAUAAUUUGCAACUUGAAGAGAUUAAAAUGGAAAGAUGUUGCUGAUAAUGCAUAAUUUUGAUUAAAUUACAUGAAUCAAGCAUGCAAAAACUCCUUUACCUUUAAAUCUAGAUACCAUAUUCUGUACACUUUUUCUCAAUUCCCAGUUAAUGGAUUUUUACAAAGCUAAACAUAGUAUUUAUAACAUCCUAUCCUAAUUCAAUAUGGUGACAUGGUUUGAAUGGAAAGGCUUGUCUUAAAUAUUGCCAACUUGAUGCAUACGUUUUAGAAAAAGUAUAUAUGGGGAUGUGCAUAUGCGCAUACGCCUUUGAAAUUACAUUUUUAACCUGCCAGGAAAAAACAACAACAAGAUAUAAUGCAUGCCUUUUCCUGCUCAAUUAUACCAUUCUGUAAUAGAUCUUUAUAUGCCAUGAUCCUUUAAAUUAGCUUGCACUUGGAGCUGGGAGCCAUUCACUUUCUUUAUGACCUCAUAAUGUAGAACCAUUGACAGCCUGGUUUUGCUCUCUGGCUUUGGACAGAAUGCCCUCUAGAAUAGAUUUUUCAAGAGUAAGAUAAAUAAAUAUAUUUCAGUUGAAGCAAUAAAAAUCAUGCAAAUACUGAAGGCCUAGUAAGUGGUAGUCUGCUGCUGACCUAGUCUAAGCUUACUAUCUAAGUAGAGCAAGUCCUGGUUAGUGCUUGAAUGGGAAAGUUCCAAUCAAAAAAGAAGACAAUAGCAAAUCACUUCUGUGUAGGUAGUCCUCACUUACUGACUUCAGUUGGGACAGGCAGCCCCGUUGCUAAGCAACAAGGUCAUAAAGUGUAAAAUCACAUGACUGUGCCUGAUGUACAACAGCAGUUCAUCAGUUCUGGUUAUGGUCAUUAAGUGAAUCACCCACAGUCAUUAAGCACAAUGUCACAUGACCAUGACAUGAGA